AUGACUAAUUUCAACUCAUGGGAGGAGUUUGCGAAGGCGGCUGAGGUUCUUUAUUUAGAAGACCCUUCAAAAUGUCGUAUGUGUACAAAGUAUAGACACGUGGACCGAAAGCUUGUAGUUAAAUUAACAGAUAACCACACAUAUGUCACAGAUAUGGCUCAAGACGUCAAAAAAAUUGAAAAAUUGACGUCCCUGCUUAUGCGUCAUAUGGCUUCAAAGGAGAAAUAA
This is a messenger RNA of Schistosoma intercalatum, 228 nucleotides long. Lineage: Eukaryota; Metazoa; Platyhelminthes; Trematoda; Strigeidida; Schistosomatidae. The record is from the annotation of a GenBank genome assembly.